Messenger RNA from Gilbertella persicaria, 636 nucleotides. RefSeq lists its product as uncharacterized. The record is from RefSeq and is a predicted model, not a curated record. Lineage: Eukaryota; Fungi; Mucoromycota; Mucoromycetes; Mucorales; Choanephoraceae. The coding region runs from base 1 to 636 and encodes 211 amino acids. The transcript has 3 exons.
AUGUCUGAUGAAGCACAACCACCCGCUUGGGCCAAUACACUUUUACAAAGAAUCCACCAGCUUGAACAAAAGCUGCACGGCUCACCUUUGGUCAAUAUUGACCCAAACGUUGUCAUCUGUGCACCUGGCGCUGACUUUACUCCUUCUUCUGCCAUGCUGGACGAAUUGAUGGUCAUUUUUCUACAGUUCAAUAUCGAUCAUACAGCACUCAAACAACAAGCGCGGGAUUUUGCUUACGCCAUGCGUGAACUUUUGUCUGACCUCGCCUCUCAUAUUACCACCUUGCGUACUGAGAACAUGUUCAAAGGAUUAUCGAAGGACCUUGACCCACCAGCGCAGGCGACAGACAAGUUCCUUGUUGACACGCAAGAAAUGUUGGACCACAUCAAACUCCAACAGUCAGUUCAAAACGCAACGCAACGUACUCAACGAAACAAAGGACCUCGAUCCAAACGUUUCAACAAUAACGGUGACACCAAUAAUUAUGCUAAAACGUAUUCAGGCGCCCGUGCACCAGCCACCGACCGAUUAAAUGGUUACAAACAGUCUCACAACAACUUUAGCGGCUUCUCAAAGGAUCAGCCGACUCAACCACGGGGUUCUCACAAGAGCCAGAACCAACAAAAACGGCUCUAG